Ochlerotatus camptorhynchus is the source of this 2327-nucleotide messenger RNA. It is a transcript of the gene Dbx, whose product is annotated as Dbx. Gene Ontology annotation, molecular function: DNA binding; DNA-binding transcription factor activity, RNA polymerase II-specific. Bases 318 to 2300 code for a protein of 660 amino acids. Gene Ontology annotation, biological process: regulation of transcription by RNA polymerase II. NCBI's taxonomy places the organism in Eukaryota, Metazoa, Arthropoda, Insecta, Diptera, Culicidae. The record is from RefSeq and is a predicted model, not a curated record. The transcript has 5 exons.
UUCCCCGGACUAGAACAUAACGGCCGCUAUCCUGCUGCUUCAGCUUUGGAGAUAAAGGAAUUUGUGCGCGGCCUUCUUUCGAGUUGGAUCCGAUUGUGGGUGCAUCAUCAUCAUCAUCGGUGGGAAGUACGGUGCCAGUUUUGAAUAACAUUUAUUAUUAUCGUUUAUUAGAUUUUAUUGAUGUGCUGCGAUCUGAUUGUGUCGAUGAGGAAAAUAGGGGAAGCUACUGCAUGGAUGACAAAAGGUGAAAAGUGUUAUUGAGUGCAGCAAAAUGCUAUUGUUGUGAAGUGAUUAAAGUGGAGAAAAUUUAGAUCAUAAUGUCAACUGCCUUCAUGGUUGAUAGCAUUCUGAAGGAGAAAGACCUGGAGCGGUGCCCGAUUAGGCGUCACCACUCGUCCAGUAGGAUCAUCGCCAGCGGUGAAUCUUCGGAUAGUGAGUUUGAGGAGCAUGCCUCCGAUCUGAAGGAUUCCAACAGUCUGUGUGACUCGCCGAAGAGCUUCAACAGUUGUCUCAAUGUGAACAAUUCGUCCUUCUCGGACGAUGAGCUGGGCCCUGCGACGGUGAUUCGGUCGUACAACAAUGGGGCUAACGAUGAAAACAAUAUGCUGAUGGAUUAUUGCUGUGGCAAGUGCGGUCACUACCAGUCGGAACCGAAUCCUCCGGAGCAGAGGAUCAGGAGCAAUGGGGUAACGGUGGACGGUGGUGGGUUGGUGAGCGAGAGGAACUUUUCCUCCGGUGAGGGUGAAUAUGAGUUUCGGUGUGAAAAGUGUGGUUUUAGUGAAUUUAUUGCUUCGAAACAGACGAUACUGAAGGAGGUGGCUAAGCCGGUGCUGAAGUUCAGUGUUUCAGCGAUAUUGGGUGAUAAGAAGGAGUGUGUAAAAGUGCGAAAUGAGUUUAUCCAACCUCAACAUCUUUGGCCUUAUAUUCAACAAAACCUAAUCCAACAAAACCAUCUAGUAAAUCCAGCGUUUCUCGCAAUCUCACACCAUCAGUCUCAUCAUCAUCAUCCCCAGCAGCCCCUAUCCCCUCAUCAACCCCAUCAUCUAGUUCAAAUAAAUGGAACCUGUCAGGCCACAGGAAACAAUAACAAUAACAACAACAACAGUAACAACAACAACAAUAGCAACAACGGCAGCAACAGCAGUAACGGUAGUAAUUGCAAUGGCAAUAAUAGCUGUAGUAACAACACGAGCGAGGCUGGCAGUUUGCCAAACAGUCCAGAGCUGCAAGAUGAUGGUUCUCGUCUUCAACAGCAGCAGCAGCAGCAGCAGCAGCAGCCUCGAGAUAAUAAAAUCAUUGCGAAACCACUCCCAAGCCGGCCGAUGCCUUUCCUGCAGCAUGGACUGAACCAUCCACAUCUGCACUCGCUGCUGGCCCACUGUCGGAAUCCUUAUCUGCCGGGAGGUCCUCAAGUGUUUCCACUGCCGCCGGGACAGGGAUUUCCAUGGGCGCACUCGACGCGAGGGAAACCCCGACGAGGGAUGAUGCGGCGAGCUGUAUUCUCAGAUUCCCAACGGAAGGGGCUGGAGAAACGAUUUCAGCUGCAGAAAUACAUCAGCAAACCGGACCGGAAAAAGUUAGCCGAGCGACUCGGAUUGAAGGAUUCUCAGGUGAAAAUUUGGUUUCAAAACCGACGGAUGAAAUGGCGCAACUCAAAGGAACGUGAGCUUCUGGCCAGCGGUGGUUCCCGUGAUCAAACGCUGCCAAACAAAAACAAUCCCAACCCGGACCUGUCGGAUGCUCGCACCGAUCGUGCCCAGUCCCUUUCGCCACCCGCUUCACCUCCACCCACCAUAUCCGAUCAGCAGCAGCAGCAACAACAGCAACAAUCUCAUUCUCCUCAACAACAAUCACCCUCUCCUCAAUCAGUAAAACCACCUCUUCUCGUCGGCGGAGGUCUUCCGGUAGCAAAAACAUCCGCUUUAAUCAACUUCAAGCCAAAAUUCGAACUUUCCAAACCCCCGACCACAGUAGGCGUGGAGUUCAAAUACGAGUUCGAUGACAUCAGUGGUAGCUCAGGCAACGGUCACCAACAGCAACCACAUCAACACCAACAGCAGCAGCAACAACAGCAGCAACAACAGCAACAACAACAACCAAGGCCGCCUCUGAUGAACAGUUUCUAUGCUAAUUCGGAUCGUGAUCGUGAGCUACUGCUAGCGGCAAGCGCAGGAGGCGGUGCUGUUUUUAGCAACCGUUCCAACAGUUGCUCAUCCUCCGAUAAUAUAUCGUCCGGGAUGUACUACGAUGAGUACGAGUCCAAUUCGGAUGACUCUGACGAGGAAAUCAAUGUCACGUGACCUGACAGUGAGCUGGAAUCGGAAUAA